UACUGCUUCAGUUUGGUGCUUAAACGCGUUGCGCGUACUUCAUAAGGCCGAAAUUAGUUCAGGCUGUUGCAGCUAUCGUUUAGUAUAUAUACUUACAUAUAAGAGAAAAUAUUGACUUAUGUUGUGAUUAUCCUGCCCCAAAUAUAAUUGCACAUUCCAACAUAUUUCGCAACGCAAAGAAAUUCAGUGAAAAAAUUGUGAAAAUUGAACUGCAGGCCAUGGAGCGCAAGGGACUUUAUCAGACUUUAAUUUUGUUCCUAGCUAUAUUUUAUAACUUUCCUGAAACAUCUGCAGUACGCGUUGGCAGCUCUCAACUAAAACAACGAAUAAAAGAAAAUCAACCGGAUCUAACACCAUCGGGGUCCUUUUGGCAGCAACAUGUGGCUACUCCCAGUAGUUCAACUCCAUUCGAUUCACCUUUUUAUUCGGCAACACACGGCCUUGUCCAGACUCACCCCUCAAUAAGUGCGAGCAAUCCCGGCGCCGCUCCUCUAAACAGUAAUAGUCUUGGGACUGGCAUUCCAGCCUCAAGCAUUGCUGGUAGUAAGCCAUCCUUGACCGCUGGUAGCGGGUACCUAAACUCACGCGGAAGUCUGCCAACCUCUGCUCGUUAUCCAGCUAAUAAGGUCACAGGCACCGUGGUUGAACCCAAUCCAAAGUCUCCAUUUCGUCACUUAGACUUCUCAACCAGCGCAACUGCUGAGCUGCGUCGCAAUCCUGCCCUAUCUGCUCCGGAUGAAUGUGCUCGUGCUUGUCGCGAGGGCGAGCCUCCGAGAAUUUGCUAUUAUCACUUUACGUUGGAGUACUACACCGUAUUGGGCGCAGCUUGCCAAGUAUGCACUCCAAACGCAACAAAUACGGUUUGGAGUCAUUGCCAGUGUGUAUUAGCUGAUGGCGUUGAACGUGGAAUUUUGACUGCAAAUCGUAUGAUACCCGGCCCGAGUAUUCAAGUAUGCGAAAACGAUAAAGUUGUCAUUGAUGUGGAGAACCACAUGGAGGGAAUGGAAGUAACUAUUCACUGGCACGGUAUAUGGCAACGUGGUUCGCAGUACUACGAUGGUGUACCCUUCGUUACCCAGUGCCCCAUACAGCAGGGUAAUACCUUCCGUUACCAAUGGACAGGCAACGCCGGGACACACUUCUGGCACGCUCAUACUGGUCUUCAGAAACUAGAUGGACUUUACGGUAGCGUCGUCGUUCGCCAGCCACCAUCAAGGGACCCAAAUUCUCACUUAUAUGAUUUCGAUUUAACAACUCAUAUCAUGCUUAUCAGUGACUGGUUGCACGAAGAUGCUGCAGAGCGGUAUCCCGGACGACUGGCGGUAAACACAGGCCAAGAUCCAGAAUCAAUGCUGAUCAACGGCAAGGGCCAGUUUCGCGACCCAAACACAGGCUUUAUGACUAAUACACCACUAGAAAUAUUCACAAUUACACCAGGACGUCGAUACCGCUUCCGGAUGAUUAAUGCAUUUGCUUCAGUGUGUCCAGCACAAGUAACGAUUGAGGGUCACGGCAUGACGGUUAUAGCAACCGAUGGUGAGCCUGUCCAUCCGGUUGAUGUCAACACAAUUAUUUCAUUUUCAGGUGAGCGCUACGAUUUCGUUAUAACCGCGGAUCAACCUGUUGGUGCAUAUUGGAUACAGCUACGUGGUCUUGGUGAGUGUGGUAUUCGUCGAGCUCAGCAACUGGCUAUUCUGCGGUACGCUCGAGGACCUUAUCAGCCUGCCUCCGUGGCGCCAACAUAUGAUGUGGGAAUUCCACAAGGUGUGGUCAUGAAUCCUUUGGACGCUCAAUGCAACCGUCAACGAAAUGAUGCAAUAUGUGUCAGCCAACUCAAAAACGCUCUUGAGAUUGAUCGUGGAAUAUUGGCAGAGAAGCCAGAUGUGAAGAUUUUCCUACCGUUCCGCUUCUUUGUAUAUCGAGCCGAAGAUUUAUUCCAACCGAACACAUAUAACAGAUUUUUAGUGGCACCCACCGGCGACCAUGUAAUUUCACUUAUUGAUGAAAUUUCGUACCUAUCGGCACCAGCGCCACUGACAUCCCAGUACAAUGAUAUUAACCCAGAACAAUUUUGUAACGGAGACAAUCGUCCUGCGGAUUGUGGACCAAACUGCAUGUGUACUCAUAAAAUUGACAUUCCACUCAAUGCAAUUGUGGAAGUAGUUUUAGUAGAUGAAGUUCAACAGCCCAAUUUGUCGCAUCCCUUCCACUUGCAUGGAUACGGGUUUAGCGUCAUUGGUAUUGGUCGAUCACCGGAUUCUUCCGUGAAGAAAAUUAAUUUAAAGCAUGCAUUGGACCUAGACAGGCGCGGACUUUUACAUCGACAGUAUAAUUUGCCACCGACUAAGGAUACAAUUGCAGUGCCAAACAAUGGAUACGUUGUGUUGCGUUUUAGAGCUGACAAUCCCGGAUUCUGGCUCUUCCACUGUCAUUUUCUAUUCCACAUUGUUAUUGGAAUGAAUUUGAUUUUGCAAGUCGGCACUAACGCUGAUCUGCCACCCGUGCCACCAGGAUUUCCAACGUGUGGCGACCACACUCCACCCAUACCAAUAAACUAAGACUAAACCGUGACGACACACUCCGAAAAGAAGCCACAGGGCAAGGCAUUUAGAAAACGAGCAAACAAAUUUCUUAGGAACUAAAAAAGACCUACAUACUGAUUGUACAGUUUGUAAAAAUCUUAAUCAAUCACAAUAUAUUUACGAAGAUUGUAUAUAUUUAUGUAAAAAUAGCACAAAGCACAAUUUCCCCUUCCAGUAGUGAGCACACUGCCAACCUCCAAUUGUAUAUUGACGGCAAUAUUCUGAGGAGUAUUGACCAUUUCCCUUGACUUUAUCACCCAGGAGCGUACUAUCAAAUGUAUAUAUGUAAUAAUAUGUGUGUAUUUGUAGAAACUACAAAUUCAAUACAUUAAUUUAUUUUAUGAAAAACACGUUAAUUUUUCACUGUAAUAUAAAAACUGACUGCAAACAACCGAUCACUCUUAUUAUAUUUCUGCAAAUUAAUUUGAGUUGGCUAGAUUGUAAACUUUGUAAACAUCGUUUACUUACAGUUUUUUUAUUUACAAUAAUAUUGUGUUCAAAAUAACAGUAGCGGGAUAAUGUAAAAUAUUUUAAAAUCAAUUGAUAUUUUUUACGAUAUAUUUUUGUUUAAAAGUAAAUUUGCAGCACAGUACAAGAAAAUUAAAUUUGGAGAUAAAACAAUUUCAAGAACAAUUAUUACUUAGCAUACAGAAUAUUUUAAACAUUUUUUUUAGGUACCAGAAACAAAAAAAAUUCUACUUAAUUAGAAACAUACUCUUGAUACUGCCAUACGCGCACCACUUAAACAAAAAUUUAAAAUAAAAGGCCUGCUUCAUUAUUUUCAAAGUAUAUUAAAAACACAAAGUAUGAACUGAUCUAAUAUUUUGUACAGAAAAAUAAAACCCUAAAAUAGUUAAUUUAAUAAAUAUUUUCAGCUUCUUAUACGAGCUUCGGUAUUUGCAAAUACAAAUCAAGAUUACGAUCUAAACACAGUGGUUUAUGAAAGCCAAAUUUCAUCUUACUAAAAUUAUACUAUACUUUUUGGAUAAAACAUAAACAUAUUGUUUUGGAUCGAUAAAAAAAAACAACUGAGAAAAGAUUGCGAAAAUCGGAGCGCGCUUUAUUCUUGAGAUUAGAUUUUGAAUUUGUGAAACCUAAAUUUGUGUGAAAUAUAUUUCAGUAUUUUCAGCUACUGGUUAAAUUUGUUGUUCAACUCUCGUUAUACACAUUUGAUUCAAAUGUGGUUGUUUUGUCAUCUAAAUUUGUUUAUAAUUGUUAAAUGUACAUAUGCUUACAUAUAAAAUAAAAAAAGCAAUUAAUUAUUAAUAUACUUUAAAUUGCUUCAAUAAAUAUUCUUAUAUCUAAUGCCAAACUGAACUUAUAACUUCUUGGUCGAUACACCUAGCAGCAGCUGGUAAAAGUCAAUUAACAAAACCUUGGUAUUCAAACUCGAAAUACAUUGUUUUUUCCUAUGUGUAAAUUGUACUCUUUAACUUCUGGUAACAAUAUAUUUUAUAUGUAUGUAUGUCUGUAUGUAUAAUCCUUACAAUAAAUUUUAAAAAAAUAAA
Molecule: messenger RNA, 4090 nt
Organism: Drosophila rhopaloa
Lineage: Eukaryota; Metazoa; Arthropoda; Insecta; Diptera; Drosophilidae
Gene: stw
Product: laccase-5
Exons: 8
Coding region: 219-2558 (779 amino acids)
Biological process (GO): iron ion transport
Cellular component (GO): plasma membrane
Molecular function (GO): copper ion binding; oxidoreductase activity
Source: RefSeq, a predicted model, not a curated record